Molecule: messenger RNA, 1495 nt
Organism: Prorocentrum cordatum
Lineage: Eukaryota; Dinophyceae; Prorocentrales; Prorocentraceae
Source: the annotation of a GenBank genome assembly
CUCUGCCUUUUCUAUUUUGGAAACCUCGACGGUGUCUCGCAGGACAGGUCCCUCUAAGAGCCACAGCAAAGGUACGCUGAGCAGAGCAGAAAGCAGGUGCCGCUGGGCAACUAGCGCAGGCCUGGAAACAUCUAUAGGAAGUAUUGGGCCCUCCCACACAGGCCUGCUUCUCAGAUGGCACCGCUGCCUAGCGCAGGCAGCGCACGAUACAGCCACCCGUGAAAUAAACACUACUGCAAAAUGGCUAUGCGCAUCCUCAGCCUGCGCCCAACCUAAGCCGAAUCGUAGGCGUGAGCCUGUGAAGAAACGGCCAGGGAGCGACGGGCGGGGAGAACACUUCGCAGCGCUUCCACAGCGCUGCGCUUCGCGCAGAUGCAGCACGCCCCCGCCGCGCGCUGCAGCGCAUAGUCGCAGGGCGCGAGUGGCGCGAGCCACGCGCCCAGGCAGUGCCACCCACCAGGCACAGGAGCGGGGCGAAAAACAGACAUCGAUUCCAAAACGCCCAGGGCACGCUCUGACCAGGACCCUGAGCAGAGUUCAGCCGCUACGCCGUUGCGAAGACGCUGCACGUCCUCCUCUUCAUCCUACGCAUCGCCCUCCUCGGUGUUUGUUGACAGUCCCGAACCCCACGAGGGGCCCCGAGGUCGACAAUGAAGACCAGCCUCCUGCCAUGCCCUUUUCCUCAGGGCUCAGCAAGAAGUCUGGAAAUGCGGAUGCUGCACUAUGCAGGGCUGCACCGCCCAGGCUGGAGCAAGGGCCCCAAAAGCACUGGCAGCAUCUUCCAUGCGAGUGCCGACACCGCUGCGACGCCGCUCGCGGAGGGCGGCCACCGCCCGGCGUGCGGGGGGGGGUCUCCCGGAGCGCCCUUGGCGCGGGUGUCGGCAAGGGCCGAUCAGAACGUCGAGCGCCCGAGCAGCCGACGAGGCCGCGGACACCAGCGACAGCUCGGGGGGAGGCACGGGAGGAGGAGGAGGAGGAGGAGGAGGAGGAGGAGGCUGGAACAUCAAAUGAGAGGAGGGCUGGAGGUGGGGAGAGGCCUCCGUUCAAGACACGGCCCGCGAAGUGGCGCAGGCAGCCUCCAGGCGCCAGGCUGCCCACCAAAGUUAGAGCGAAAAAGCCCAAGUGCCCCCCCCCCCCCGCUUCGGAAUCGGGGGGGGGCAAAGCGGGCAAAGCCACGCGCAUGGUCUUUCAGACUGUGUGCGUCUUCCAGGCCUGCGAGUGCCGCAAAACUCCUGGCGUGUCUUCAGACAGGGACACGCCGUGGGGUCGUCCGACCGGCCAGCGUGACACUGAUGGCGGGAAGCCGUGGCGUCCCUCAAAAAAGAUACACGCCGUGGGGUCGCCCGACCAGCUGGGAGGCAAAAAAAGACAGUACCGCAGCUCCUCGGACCUCCGCUGAGGUGCGCUCUGGCCAGAAUGUCGAGAUGAGAACCCCCGCCGUGGCAACGCAGGCUCUCCAGCACGAGCAGCGACAUCUGUACCUCGCCCUCCCCCG